AUGCCAUUUAUUAAAGCUUUUCAAGCUAGAUUCUAUAGCCAUGUACCCAGGACUUCCUACCUUCCAACUAUAUAUGCACUCUCAACUAAACCUGGCAAAGCUGCAAUUGCCAUAGUCCGUGUUUCCGGAACCCGGUCCAAAGAAGUAUACAAACUGUUAACACGCCGCGCCAAGGACCCGACCCCAAGAUCCGUAAUCUACUCGACUCUUUAUAACCCCACCGCUCCUACAAAAUCACCCGCUGCCGUGCUGGAUCACGCUGUUGUGCUUUACUUUCAAGCCCCUCAUUCAUAUACAGGUGAAGAUGUUCUUGAGCUUCAACUGCAUGGUGGUAACGCCAUUGUACGAUCUGUCCUUUCUGCGCUUCACCAUUUAGGCAAAACUGAUGCCAUCACCUCUCAAGAACAUUCUAAACUUAACCUGGGUUUAAGAUAUGCGGAAGCUGGAGAAUUUUCUAAGCGUGCUUUCCAAAAUGGAGCAUUAGAUCUAACUCAAAUCGAAGGUAUCCGUGACUCAAUAGAUGCAGAAACAGAAACUCAACGACAAGCAGCGCUUGCAUCAUCCAGCGGCCAUCUCAAGCGACAAUACGAUUCAUGGCGCACUCAAGUAGUCGAUUCUAUGGCUCUUCUUACAGCACUCAUUGACUUUUCCGAAGACUCAGGAGACGUUGGUGAAUCUGCAUCUGUACUGUUUACCCAAGCGCGCGAAAAAGUUGCGACUCUACUAGCCGAGAUUGGUCGCCAUCGAGGACAGAUCCAGAAAUCACAGCUCAUUAUGGAUGGUAUUAAACUGGAUUUAUUGGGUCCGCCAAAUGCAGGUAAAUCAUUUCUACUCAAUAGGUUAGCGGAACGCGAAGCUGCAAUCGUGAGCGAUGUUCCAGGAACUACGCGAGAUGUUCUUGAAGUCCCCAUGGACAUUGGUGGAUAUAAACUUGUACUUGGAGAUACAGCUGGGCUCCGAAAACAUGAAAACUUGACAUCAUCACACUCUACAUCUACAGAAACAUCAAUUGCCCAUUCGGCCAUGCGAAUCGAAAUGGAAGGUAUUCGCCGUGCUCGUGAACGUUUCAAGUCGAGUGACAUUAUCUUGGCGGUUGUACCUAUUUCUCCCACUCUUAAGAUCCCUGUCGAUGUUGCGGAAGAGAUUCGCGCUCUUGAGGGUAAACGCAUCAUUGUUGUUCUUAACAAGGAAGAUCUUCUUGACAAUUCAACUGACAAGCUUGAGUUAAUAGAAGCCUACGCUGUACAACUACGCGUGCCAUCCAAACACAUUAUUUUAACAUCAUGCGUCACUACCUCAGGUAUCAACGAACUUGUUUCGACUAUAGAAAGUGAAUGCAAAGAUCUAGUAGAAAGUGGGGACGAAACUGGGUCUCAGCUGCCACCUGUGGCUGCAUCACAGAGAGUACGCGACAUUUUGGACCACGAGGUUGUUUCAGGACUUGAAAAUUUUAUGGCAAUUGAAGAUGAGCACGAUGUGGUUAUUGCAACCGAGGAACUGAGAUUUGCAGCAGAAGGAAUUGGCAAAAUCACAGGCCAAGGUGUUGGUAUUGAAGAAGUUCUGGGAGUUGUCUUUGGCAACUUUUGCAUUGGAAAGUGA
Molecule: messenger RNA, 1599 nt
Organism: Magnusiomyces paraingens
Lineage: Eukaryota; Fungi; Ascomycota; Dipodascomycetes; Dipodascales; Dipodascaceae
Exons: 1
Coding region: 1-1599 (532 amino acids)
Biological process (GO): tRNA wobble uridine modification; tRNA methylation
Cellular component (GO): mitochondrion; cytoplasm
Molecular function (GO): protein binding; GTPase activity; GTP binding
Source: RefSeq, a predicted model, not a curated record